Molecule: messenger RNA, 2588 nt
Organism: Oryctolagus cuniculus (rabbit)
Lineage: Eukaryota; Metazoa; Chordata; Mammalia; Lagomorpha; Leporidae
Source: RefSeq, a predicted model, not a curated record
GCUACUAUGGAUGUUGUGGGGGAAAUUACUUUCCUUCCUUCCCUUGAUAUUUAUUGACUACCUGUUUUGCCAGUCAUUGGAGAUACAAAGAUCAACUCAGACAAGGUUCCUGCCCUAACAAUACAAUGACGAAAACAGAAAAUGAAAAAAGCAAUGAGAAAUGUUCUGAUAAAGUACGGUGUUCUAGGAGCACAUAUACUUUGAGAGCUGUGGAGGCUUUUUGCUCCACAAGGAAGAGCAUGACUAUAUGAAAGAAGAAGAAGGCGUUCCUGAAGAUGAGGCGACUGAAUCGGAAAAAAACCUUAAGUUUGGUCAAAGAGUUGGACGCCUUUCCCAAGGUUCCUGACAGCUAUGUAGAGACUUCGGCCAGCGGGGGUACAGUUUCUCUGAUAGCGUUUACCACUAUGGCUUUAUUAACAAUAAUGGAAUUCUCAGUGUAUCAAGAUACAUGGAUGAAGUAUGAAUAUGAAGUAGACAAGGACUUUUCUAGCAAAUUGAGAAUUAAUAUAGAUAUUACUGUGGCCAUGAAGUGUCAGUAUGUUGGAGCAGAUGUGUUAGAUUUAGCAGAAACAAUGGUUGCAUCUGCAGAUGGUCUAGUUUAUGAACCAGCAAUAUUUGAUCUUUCACCACAUCAAAGAGAGUGGCAGAGGAUGCUGCAGCUGAUUCAGAGUAGGCUGCAAGAAGAGCAUUCACUUCAAGAUGUCAUAUUUAAAAGUGCUUUUAAAAGCCCUUCAACAGCACUUCCACCAAGGGAGGAUGACUCGCUGCAGUCUCCAGAUGCGUGCAGGAUUCACGGGCACCUCUAUGUCAACAAAGUAGCAGGGAACUUCCACAUAACCGUGGGCAAGGCAAUUCCACAUCCCCGAGGCCAUGCACACUUGGCAGCUCUUGUCAACCAUGACUCUUACAAUUUCUCUCACAGAAUAGAUCAUUUGUCUUUUGGAGAACUUGUUCCGGGAAUCAUCAAUCCUUUAGAUGGAACUGAAAAAAUUGCUAUAGAUCACAACCAGAUGUUCCAGUAUUUUAUUACAAUUGUGCCAACAAAGCUACAUACUUAUAAGAUUUCAGCAGAUACCCAUCAGUUUUCUGUGACAGAAAGGGAGCGCAUCAUCAACCACGCUGCGGGCAGCCACGGCGUCUCGGGGAUAUUCAUGAAGUACGACCUCAGCUCUCUGAUGGUGACAGUGACUGAGGAGCACAUGCCGUUCUGGCAGUUUUUUGUGAGGCUUUGUGGCAUAGUUGGAGGGAUCUUUUCAACAACAGGAAUGUUACAUGGAAUUGGGAAAUUUAUAGUUGAAAUAAUUUGCUGUCGUUUCCGACUUGGAUCCUCUAAGCCCGUCACUUCUGUCCCUUUUGAGGAUGGCCACACAGACAACCACUUACCUCUUCUAGAAAACAAUGCGCAUUAGCACCUCCUGAAGGAAGGAGAAGAACUUUUUGCCUGAGACAUAAAACCUUUUUUAAUAAUAAAAUAUUGUGCAAUAUAUUCAAAGAAAAGAAAAUAUGAAUAAGAAGCAGAAAACACACUUAUUUAAAAAAGAAAAAAAGGAAAAAAAAAACCCCAAACUGAAAUCCUGUGUAUGUUGUAUCUGUUACAAAUGUCCUAGAAGAAAUGAUGCAGCCGAUCAGUGAGUCAGCCCAGGGGAGUACCGCUUUGAAGAUGGCCCCGGCGGGCAGCACUGCAAUGAGAACUUACUUGCCGAUGACAAAAAGCCCAAGGAAGGAAGUGAAACCCACCUAAAGAAAAAUGGCACUGCCCAGUGCAAAUGUUUGCGUCCUCUUGUUUUUAAGAUACGAUGUCAGAAUAAAGUAUGUAAAACGUAUGGAAAACUAGUCUAGACUUUAAAAAUUGUAAUCAGGUCACGUUGUUAAUAAAGAAAAACAGGGACUAGUCUCUAUAAUUAGCCAUAUUCAUGUUAAGCCAUAUGGACAAGACCAUUUAUCCAGUCAUUUGGUCCGAUGAAGCUAAUUGCUUUCCCUUGAACUGUGGUUGUUGCUUUUUCUCUAAGUGUUCAGCAUAGUGUCUUGGAAGACAACGGUGAAUGCUCUGGGCAGGUGUGAAGGUGCUGUGAGAUGUGACAGGUGUCAUUCACAAGUUGUAUGCUGGAGACUUCGACAGGGAGAAGAAAGCACAUUUAAAACAAACGUUAAGUCUCCAAGUCUGAUCCUUUGCAUCUUGCAAAGGGCACAGGGUGAAUGAAAAGACCCACUGCUGGUGGUGAAAAUGAUCAGCUCGUACAGUAUUAAAAGGAAAAGUAGACUAUUUUUCACAUGUGAUGAGUAGGGAACAAGCCAACUGUAAACUUUUAUAUACAACAGACGUCAAGGCAGAUUCUAAGUACUACAAGAUCUCGUCCCAUCUGAGAGGUGCCAUAUUAAACCAAUGCCUGCUAAUCUGUAAAACUGGAUUAUGAAAAAAGUUUUUGCAUUCAGGGUAUCCUGAAUGUAACUAACUCUGUAUUAGAUUGUGUAGUUCUAACUUUCUUCCUAAUUUAUGAGUUAGUUUGAAGUUUCUAGAGUAUAAAAGAUAAAAAAUAAUGAGAGGGUGCUAUCUUGCAGAUGCCAUUAAAAACUGUAUUUGAAAUGUG